AUGCCCAAAGAGAAAGGGAGCCACUCCAGCUCCACCAGCGAUGACUCCCUUGAUAAUCCCGACGCCGAGGGCAGUCAAGUGGCCAACGGCAAGCCCACCGUCAGAUUGCGCCAGCCCGUCCAUCUCCACAUCAAGGGACUCACAAGCCAGGUGACCAAGGAGGACAUCGCCGAGAUCUUCGGCAACUUUGGCGCCCUCACCGUCGUCGACCGCUUCCAGGGGCACCUGGGGAAUGGCUACGCCUGUGUGAAGUACGCCCGUCCCGAGGACUGCGCCUGCGCCAUCGAGCUGAUGGACGGCGGCCUGAUCGACGGCAACCGGAUCACGGUGUCCACCUUCCAGUAG
This is a messenger RNA of Drosophila rhopaloa, 345 nucleotides long. RefSeq names its product RNA-binding protein with serine-rich domain 1-B-like. NCBI's taxonomy places the organism in Eukaryota, Metazoa, Arthropoda, Insecta, Diptera, Drosophilidae. The record is from RefSeq and is a predicted model, not a curated record. Gene Ontology annotation, molecular function: RNA binding. Gene Ontology annotation, cellular component: cytoplasm; nucleoplasm; ASAP complex. The coding region runs from base 1 to 345 and encodes 114 amino acids. Gene Ontology annotation, biological process: mRNA splicing, via spliceosome. The transcript has a single exon.